Plodia interpunctella (Indianmeal moth) is the source of this 1890-nucleotide messenger RNA. RefSeq lists its product as uncharacterized. The coding region runs from base 84 to 1880 and encodes 598 amino acids. NCBI's taxonomy places the organism in Eukaryota, Metazoa, Arthropoda, Insecta, Lepidoptera, Pyralidae. Gene Ontology annotation, molecular function: ATP binding; nucleic acid binding; RNA helicase activity. The record is from RefSeq and is a predicted model, not a curated record. The transcript is spliced from 7 exons. Gene Ontology annotation, cellular component: nucleolus.
AAAACGUCAAAACCAUGUGUUAUUUGGUUUGGAUGUGAAUGUUGGUCUCUAUUUUGUUACGAAAUUAAUAAUAAUAAAUAAAAAUGGUGAACAAAGUCUGGUCUAAAGUGACUCCUGAGCUAUCGCCGCCAGUGCUAUCCUGCAUCAAUAAGCAAGGCUUCACUACUAUGACGCCUAUCCAAGCAGCCGUGAUACCUUUAGUAUUGUCUUGUAAGGACGUAGCUGCUGAGGCUGUUACUGGGUCCGGCAAGACGCUAGCGUUUGUUGUACCGAUGUUAGAGAUGUUGAGGAAGAAGGAGAAGGACGCGCCGUUGAGGAAGGAUUUUGUUUAUGCUGUGAUUAUUUCGCCUACGAGGGAACUGGCAACUCAGAUUGUUAAGGUCAUAGAACAGUUCCUGCAAGAACCAGAGCUCUCUCACAUCUCCGUAGCGUUGUUGGUUGGCGGUCGUGCAGUUGAGGUCGAUGUCGAGACUCUACAGAAAGGAGCCCAUAUCAUAGUGUGUACGCCGGGAAGGUUUAGCGACCUGCUGGCUGAGAGGAAACACCUGAAUCUGGCUGGGAGGCUAAAGGAACUGGAAUUCUUAGUUUUAGAUGAAGCUGACCGCCUCCUAGACCUGGGGUUCAGUACAACACUAACAACAAUUCUUCAGUACCUUCCCAGACAGCGCCGCACGGGGCUGUUCUCAGCCACACAGACCAAAGAACUCAAUGAUCUUGUCCGAGCCGGUCUCCGUAACCCAGUCAUCGUUAGCGUCAAAGAAAAGUCCACUAUAAGCACGCCAUUAUUACUCGAAAAUUACUAUGUCAUAGUCGAACCCCAAGACAAGUUUUUAUUCUUGCUAAACUUUAUCCGGAACAGGAAAAUGGUGAAAGGAUUAUUCUUUUUACCGACCUGUGCGUGCGUCGAUUACUGGGCUGAUGUGUUGCCAGGUUUCUUGCCGGAUAUAAAGGUGUUCUCUAUACAUGGCAAGAUGAAGUUAAAGCGGGCUAAGAUUUUGGAGAAGUUUCGACAAGCGGAAAAUACUAUAUUGCUGUGCACUGACUUGAUGGCUAGAGGCCUAGACAUCCCGGAGGUAGAGUGGGUGCUGCAGUGGGAGCCCCCCACCGCGCCCCCGUCGCUGGUGCACCGCGUGGGGCGCGCGGCGCGCGGGGGCGCCCCCGGCUGCUCACUGCUGCCGCUGCUGCCCUCCGAGGACUCCUACGUGCCCUUCAUCAGGACCAACCAGCUGGUCGACUUGAAGGACUGGAGGCUGUCCAAGGAUGAGAUCAAGAUUACAGAUAAAUUGAGGGAUAAGGUUUUAUCGAUCCUCCACAGCCAACAGAAGCAAGACCGCUCGAUCCUCGACAAGGGACAGCGCGCCUUCGUGUCCCACAUCCAGGCAUACUCCAAGCACGAGUGUAACCUUCUACUACAGACUAAAGACCUACCACUGGGACACAUCGCCACCAGCUACGGACUCCUGAAGCUGCCCUUGAUGCCAGAGAUUAAAGAGGAACAUAGACAACAGUUUAUAGGUUCCAAGGAGCAAAUAGACUUCAACAGUAUACCGUACAGAGACAAGCAGAAGGAAGCCAGCCGACUGCAGAAGUUACAAGAGUACAAGAAGACUGGCGUUUGGCCUUCCAAGAAGAGAAAGAAAAUGACGCAAACCAAACCGUGGGAGCAGACGAAACAGAACAAGGAAGAGAAGAAACAGCGGAGGAAGAAGCGGAAAGAGAUGAAAAAGCAGGAAAGCGGGGACGGCAAGCGGCGCAAGCGCAGGGCGGUCACACAAGCGGAGUUAGACGAGCUGGCGGCCGACGUCGCGCUGAUGAAGAAGUUGAAGAAGAGGAAGAUCACGCAGGAGCAGUUCGAUGAAGCUUUUGAGGGAGAUAAAUAAAACUAUACUA